CUCUUUUUUUCUUACUUCUUUUCUUUUUCAUUCUAAUUCAUUUCUCAUUGCUACAUCACAACUGUUACAACUAAAACCAACUUCAAACCAACUUCAAACAUUUCUUCUGAAUGGUCAACGAUAAACCCCCGAUCUCUAGCAACAAUGCUGCUGGUAUAGACCAUCCUACUUUCAAAGCUUCUCCUAGCUCUAGCAGUAUCAACAACAACAAACAACUGUCCUUCGUCACCGGUAUGGACGGGGACACUAUCCAGGAUGUACCUCCAGUCUUACCAGGGGCAAGCCCAUCCAACGUGGAAGGCUACUCCAUCUACUCAAACGUCAAGGACGGCAAGGCCAGCAUCGAACAUCAGAUUGAGAUCAACGUUGUGGAUCUUUUCGAUGUCAAAAGCAACAAGGAAAUCUCGCUAGAGGAGGUUAUGGUUGGGUUGCGUUAUGUGAUGGAGUAUCGUAUCAAAGGCGGUCGUUUCCCAAGUCUUGAUUAUGACAUUAUGAAGCGUCUCGCCGACGGUCUCCUUUUGAACAUGGGGGAUACUGAAAAAAAAGGACGAUUUCGCCAGUCUCUCUCGGAAGAGGCUGAUAUUGCUUUUCAGCUCUUUGGAGAGUUUCUUUUGGAAGUGCAAGAAUUUCGUCAAACAGUUGGAGAAAAGCCAGUGUCGGAUCUUCGCCAUGCGUUAAAGUUGGAUGUCCGCUGUGGUUCUGGGUCUACUGUUCAGCAACAACAGGCAGCUGUAGCACUUAUUGCUCUCUUGACCGCCAUUUACCCUCAGUUCUCGGAUUGGAAAGAGUUGGUCAAGAGCGAAGGUCAGCGGAAUGUGGAAAGAUGUAUGCGCGAACAUGCGGAUUUCGUCAAGGCUGAGAAAAUGCCAGAGAUGCCUGGUGUGAUUCUUGCUCCUCAAGCCCUGUGCUUCGAUCGUCGGAUUAAACGUUGUUUGAAAAUGUUCCGUACUUCACUGGAGACUGGUUUGCCUUCAGAAGCUAUUCCGGCCCUAAGGGAACAUUAUGGAAGGAACAUUCUUCCUCAACCUCCACGCACCUCUGUCUUCAAGAUGCUAUGGACCCAAUUUACAGACUUUAUGAUUUUGCUUCUCUUGGCUGUUGCAGUUCUAAUGGGUGCUACAGAAGAUUACGUUCCCAUGGCUGUUCUACUGGUCGUCGUCAUUCUCAAUGCUAUCAUUGGGUUCACACAGGAGUAUAAGGCUGGCAAGGCGCUUGAUGCGUUGACAAAGUUAUCUGUGCCAAAGGCACAGGUCCUCCGUGAUGGUGUGGCAUCUGUAAUUGACUCAGAGGAACUUGUGCCUGGAGACAUCGUGAUUUUGGAGGAGGGCGAAUCCGUGCCUGCAGAUUUGCGUCUUGCCGAAGUCUCUCAAUUGGAGAUUGUUGAGUCUAUUCUCACAGGAGAAUCCGUCGCCGUUAGCAAGGACCCCAAGGAAAUCAGGACAUUAACACGCAAACUCCCUCUGGGAGACUGCAAGGGAAAUGCAUUUAUGUCAACUGUCGUCGCAAAGGGUCGUGGAAAAGGAAUUGUCGUCCGUACGGGUCGAUUGACUGAGAUGGGAAAGAUUAGUGCGGCCAUUACAGGUCAACGUAAGGUUUUAACUCCUGUCCAGCGUAAACUCGCUAUGCUUGGUAAACUGUUGGUUGCGUUCGCUAUCGUAUUUUGUGCUAUCAUGGCGGGUAUCAGAAUCCAUUAUAACCCUGACAACGUGAAGGGGUCUCUCAAGCUCGCUUUGAGUUUGGCUGUCUCUGUCAUUCCUGAAGGUUUGGUAGCUGUCGUCACGGUGACCAUGGCCUUGGGUGUCCGGCGCAUGGCGUCAAAACAGGCUAUUGUACGCACUCUUCCAGCAGUCGAAACGCUUGGUAGUGUGACAUUCAUUUGCUCAGAUAAAACCGGUACACUCACAGAAGGGAAGAUGGGGGCUGCAGAACUCUGGACAAGCGACGGCUCCAAAUAUGGUUUCACAGAAAGUACUAGCUUGGAUCCUAAUAAGGGUGAUGUGGUUCUCAAAGCGGGAUCUGAAGAGGCUCCGCAGGUUUUGGGCAAAUCUCUUGAUCAGGUUCCUGCACAAAUGCUGCUUUCACUCAUGGUGUCAUCACUUUGCAACAAUUCAUCUGUGGUUAAGAAAGAACUGGUUGAAGAUGCUAUCGCUAACAGUCAGGCGGCCAAGUCCACCUCAAUGACUAUUGAGGACGCCGACGCUCGAGCGAAGCCAGAGGAAGUCGAGUGGAAAGGCAUUGGUGAUCCAACCGAGGUCGCCUUGGUGGUUGCAGCCCAAAAGGCUGGAUUCCCAAAAUCAUACUUCCAGGAGCUUGGAUACACCCGUAUUUAUGAACAAGCAUUCGACAGUGAACGUAAGGUCAUGAGCGUCGUCUAUAAAGCCCCACUUGAGGGGGCUGACCAUUACGAGUUUUUGUUAGCAAAAGGUGCACCUGAAGAGAUUCUUAACCGGUGUAUUGAAUACCUGCCGUCGGUGGCACCUGGCAACAUUUCGUCUCCUCUUGAUGUCCUCAAACCGAGUGAAAUUGGCCUAACUAAGCCUGUAACAGAGGAGUUUUAUGAUAUUGUUUCAGAUGCCUCAGGCAGAAUGGCUGAUGAAGGCCUUCGUGUUUUGGGUUUGGCAUAUAAAAAGAUCAAAGUCAAUGGUGGUUGGGAUGUUGGAACAGCUGAAAAUUAUGGAGAUGGAUUAGAUAACAUCAACAAAAGCAAGGACCAAAAAGAAGCAGCACCGCCUACGCAUUUGCCUACAGAUGUGGACCGAAUGACAGCAGCUAACGUUGCGGCACAAGGCGAUGAUGAUGAUGAGGAAGAGAUUCCACUUGGCUAUGCGGAGAAUGAUCUUGUAUUUUUGGGACUGAUUGGUUUAAUUGACCCUGCUCGUGCUGGAGUCAAAGAUAGUGUACGGAUCUGUAAGGAGGCCGGAAUCACUGUUGUUAUGAUUACUGGAGAUCACAUCAAGACUGCAAGUGCCAUUGCCAAGGAACUUGGUAUUCUUGAAGAAGGUGGACGUGCUAUUAAGGGUGAGGAAUUGGAUCUGUUGUCAGAACAGGCUAUUGCUGAGUUGAAGCCAUUCCCCAAUGUUUUUGCUCGUGUGUCACCAGAUAAUAAGCUCAAGCUGGUUACUGCUCUCCAGAGUCGUGGGGAAUCAGUGGCUAUGACAGGAGAUGGUGUCAAUGAUGCUCCUGCCAUCAAGGCUGCUAAUGUAGGAGUAGCAAUGGGUAUUGCCGGAACAGAUAUUACCAAGCAAGCAGCGGAUAUUGUACUUGCAAACGACAAUUUUAACACUAUUGUUGAGGCCGUUGAGGAAGGUCGUCAAGUAUUUGAAAACAUUCUUAAGUUUAUUGUUUACCUUCUGAGCUGCAACUGUGCCGAGAUUUUCCUGUUCCUUCUCUGCGCAGCCAUCAACCAAGACCCACCAUUUGGUGUUACUAUGAUUCUUUGGGCCAACAUUAUCGCUGAUGUACCCCCUGCUAUGGCGUUGGGAAUCGAACCUGCAGAGCCAGGCCUUAUGAAUCGUCAACCACGCUCACCAAAUCGUGGUAUCCUGACUUGGACAUCUAUAUCUGUGAUUUUAUUCCAGUCACUCUCGCUGAUGCUGCUUACGUUUGGUGUGUACAUGUGGGCGGAUCGGUCGUCAGAAAAUUUGGCCUAUGCUCGUUCAGAGGCCUUUACAUUUCUGACAACAUUGCAGUUACUCCAGGGGUUCUUGUCUAGAACUAUGCGGACAUCACUCUUCAAGGUGAACUUUUUUGGAAAUAAGUGGAUGAUCAUAGGCGUAACGAUCAGUUUCGUCUUGAUGAUUAUCGGCAUUUACGUCCCAUGGUUCAACAUAGAAGUGUUGGAGCUUGUACCUGUGGGUGGCAUUACUUGGGCUAAAGUCGCUGUUGGAUGCGUUAUCUUGAUUGUAUUGAGCGAGCUUGAAAAAAUGGUUUUGCGCCUUGGAGGAUGGACCAUUUAAUUUUAUUCCCCUCUCUGCCUUUAAUUCAGUGUAAAUAGGAGCUUCACCACUCUGCUUCAGAUUAAUUAAUAUGCACCAUGAUUGUAAUACAAAUAAUACAG
Messenger RNA from Lobosporangium transversale, 4057 nucleotides. RefSeq lists its product as hypothetical. The transcript is spliced from 8 exons. Gene Ontology annotation, molecular function: P-type calcium transporter activity; ATP binding; ATP hydrolysis activity. Gene Ontology annotation, cellular component: endoplasmic reticulum; plasma membrane. The coding region runs from base 111 to 3956 and encodes 1281 amino acids. Lineage: Eukaryota; Fungi; Mortierellomycota; Mortierellomycetes; Mortierellales; Mortierellaceae. The record is from RefSeq and is a predicted model, not a curated record. Gene Ontology annotation, biological process: calcium ion transmembrane transport; manganese ion transport; intracellular calcium ion homeostasis.